UAAUGUUGAAGUUGAAGCUAUUCCCAGCACCGUUGAGCACAUAGGGACAGCCAUUCCUGGAUGAGAUGUCAGACCAUUGUGGGACACUUGUUUACACCCACUGAGCAAAUCAUAAGAAACUAAACUGUCUGGAGAAAACUCACAUAGAGACGGGGAGAACUCCAGAGAGAUAUCGUCCAGGCUGGGAACUGAUCCCAGGUCUUGGAGCUGUGAGGGGGGAUGUGGUACAUUUAGUGCAAUACUACCACUCCUAAAGAGGAACUUCAUGGCACCUCCCCUACUGUGAGACCCCAAGCUAUCAGAAUUCAUCCUAAACUGACAGAACACCGAGAAUGAAAUGUCUUAACAGAACCAGAAAUCCAAAUCACUAUAAACUUCCCAAUUAAAAUGUUGAAAUGUUUCUACUAUUACACAAAAGUUUUCUGUUUCCUAUUUGGCAAAGUAUAAAUCCAUUAAUCUGUUAUGUAUUUAUAUGUUGCAGGACAGAUCAGCAUAACAGAUCUUCAAUUGAUGUUUACCUCUGCCUAAAACCCGAGUGUACUCAUUUGCUCAAAAAGUGGCCGAAAAUGGACUAACAGGCUUCCCGAGGUGGCUGUCAUGUGUUAACAAGCAGUAGAGAUUGAUUUUGAAUUAAAUUUAUUAUAGAUCUUCAAUUUGCCCUCCUGUUGGCUUUGGCUGAAGUUCACCGCACUGCCGCUCUCACUUUGCCCUGUCCUCGGUUUUGGAGAGUUAACAAAUUUCAGGUGAAAACCCACUCCUGAAACGGAAGAGAUCGGACCGGAAAGAGCAGUUAGGACAUGUUGGUGACCUGAUAUGCUUCCAUGGCCUAUGGGAAUUACAUCCACCGGUGCCCAUCCCAUUUUGCUGGAAGAUUAGUCAAUAAAAAUGUUAGAAUAAAGAUGGGUGACUGGAACUUCCUUGGAGGAAUCUUGGAAGAAGUGCAUAUUCACUCCACCAUUGUUGGAAAGAUCUGGCUGACAAUUCUCUUUAUUUUCCGUAUGCUGGUCCUUGGGGUUGCAGCGGAAGACGUGUGGAAUGAUGAACAAUCAGACUUCAUUUGUAACACUAAACAGCCAGGCUGUAGAAAUGUCUGCUAUGACAGGGCUUUCCCCAUCUCUCUCAUACGCUAUUGGGUCUUGCAAGUUAUCUUUGUGUCUUCACCCUCUUUGGUAUACAUGGGUCAUGCUUUAUACAGACUGAGAGCUUUAGAAAAAGAAAGGCAAAGGAAAAAGACCCACCUCAGAAAAGAGCUUGAUUCAAUGGAUGCAGACUGCUCCGAAGUUCGAAGGAGGCUAGAGAGAGAACUUAGGCAUCUAGAACAAAGAAAGCUGAACAAGGCACCACUCAGAGGAUCACUUCUACGAACAUACGUAAUACACAUUGUUACAAGAUCUGCAGUUGAAGUAGGGUUCAUGGUGGGCCAGUACCUGCUCUAUGGGUUCAACCUAGAGCCAUUGUUCAAAUGCGAAAAAGAUCCAUGUCCAAACCUAGUUGAUUGCUUUGUGUCACGGCCAAUGGAGAAGACUGUUUUUAUGGUUUUUAUGCAGUGCAUAGCAGCAGUUUCUUUGUUUCUUAAUAUUCUGGAAAUUAUCCAUUUAGGUUAUAAGAAAUUUAAAAAUGGACUACUUGAUUAUUAUUCAAAUCUUAAAGAUGACUUAGAUGAUUAUUAUAUGAGCAAAUCUAAGAAGAACUCUGUGGUACAUCAAGCAUGUACUGUUUCAUCAUUGACUCGUAAAUCUACCAUUCCUACUGCGCCAAGUGGCUAUACCUUACUGACAGAGAAGCCCAGUGAGGUUUCCGUUUACCCAGUGCAAAAUCCACUCUCAGCCUUCAUGCCAUUUCAAUGUAAUCCAUGUACAGAAGGUAGUAAAGAGUUCAUCAAUCAUAACCUUAGUGACUACAAUGCCUCCAAAGGGACCGAGGGACUCGGACUUCCUGGGACUGAUACAACCACUGUACACACUACACAGAAGAUUGAGGAUCAGAGGCAAGAUGAAACCAAAAAGUUUCCAGAUGAACAUGCAGGCUCUGUACAACACUCCUCACAGCAACCAGAGACAUCAUCCUGUCAUGUGCCACGUAGUGGGGCAGGUCGGAAGCCACGCAGGGUCAGUGCACCAUGGAACUGCUCCACAGUGGUGGAAAGUAACGGAUCAAAUGGGGACACAAGUGUAAGCAGUUACAAAGGUAGAUGUACUUACAGUUCUCUCAAUGUUCAGGCAGUUUCAAAGUCCGUCCUAAAACAGUCAAACCGUCCACAGACUCCAGACUCAUUUGGCGAGUCAAGUUCGGAAUCAAAGCACAGUCGAAACAGCAAUAGCCCUCGUGCAUCAUCUCCAACCAGAAGAAUUUCUUUGGCAAGUAGUAGCAACAGCAGCAGGCAUGCUCCUGGUGACCUUCAAAUUUAAAUAUUCUCUGGACUAACUGAAAUAAGUGUACUCCUAUUAUUAUUCAGGAGUAAUCAAAUGCAAAAAUGGAUAGGCCUUCUUAAAAUGGCAUCAAUGCAAUGCUUUCAGUAGAGGCUGCAUAAAUCUAAUGUAGUGAAACCAGAUAUCCCAAAACACAGAUAUGGUUCUAUUGUUAUUUACUACUGUGACAUUCACUUAAUACUUAUAUAUCAAUUUAUAUGUUAAAGCCUUGAAAAACUGUUUGUCAGAUGGUAACAAACAUUUAAUUAUAUAUUUAACAGUUGAAGGGGAAAGCGACAAAACCGAACCUCGGUCUUAAAUCAGAUUGUUUGGUCAGUCGUCUUACAAAACUGUGCAA
Erpetoichthys calabaricus (reedfish) is the source of this 2766-nucleotide messenger RNA. It is a transcript of the gene gja9a, whose product is annotated as gap junction protein alpha 9a. The record is from RefSeq and is a predicted model, not a curated record. Bases 822 to 2408 code for a protein of 528 amino acids. Gene Ontology annotation, cellular component: connexin complex. Gene Ontology annotation, biological process: cell communication. NCBI's taxonomy places the organism in Eukaryota, Metazoa, Chordata, Cladistia, Polypteriformes, Polypteridae. The transcript is spliced from 2 exons.